Molecule: messenger RNA, 1572 nt
Organism: Yamadazyma jaroonii
Lineage: Eukaryota; Fungi; Ascomycota; Pichiomycetes; Serinales; Debaryomycetaceae
Source: the annotation of a GenBank genome assembly
AUGAGACUUUUAAUUGUAUUGAUUCUUGUAUUCUAUGUACAAGGGGUAUGGAUAAAUCCAGAGUUCAAAUCUGGAAUCAGUAGCCGUAUCAGUCUACAAGGAUUGAGAGACAUCAAAAGUUCAUUAGAAUCUGAACUUAAAUCAUUGAUAUCUCCAUUAUAUCUAGACAAUAGUCAUACUCCAUUCUUAUCAAACAAAACCCAAGACGAUGAUUUGAUCAUUUUACCAUCAAACACUUUAAAUGUAGAAAUUUUCAAUAAAUUGGGACUCAACUUCUUGAAUGAGGGAGGCUUCACUUUCACCUUCAAUAAAGAGAGCAUUCGAGUACCUAGAGAAUUCAAGAAUUUAUUUAUAUUCAACACUUCGUCAUCAUUAACAAUUCCGAACUCAAAACACCACAAUUUUGCCAAUUUUGUUGACCAAAGUUUACCUUUCAAUCUUCCAAACUAUAUGAAUCUAAAGAAUUAUUAUCUUGUUUUGCCCAAGAAUUACUUGCAAUCCAACUUGAAUUCAACCGACUUACUUUAUGACUCAACCAGUGUUUUUUCCAGAAGCGUUUUGUCAGGAAAGAUAUCCCAAUUGCCAAUAUUCAGGUCCAUAAUUAGUGAAAACAAACCAUUGAUGGUUUUCAUGUUUUCAGACUCCAACAUAAAGAAAUUUGAAUCCUUCAAGAACCCCAUAAUGAACAUUAAAAAUUAUCUCAAGACUGAAAAGGAUUUAAUUUCAAAUUUUUUUGAUAGGUUUGCCCAAAACUGGAUCAAAAUGGUAAAUUACGAUAGUCUUGUGCAAUCUGUAUUUUGUACUACCAAUGCCAAUAGUGUUGAUAACAGCUAUUGCUUACAAGUACAUGAUGCCAGAGCGCUUUACCUAUUCCCAGCAUUCUUCGAUAUCUCCCAACUCAUGUAUUUUGAUCUGGAGGUAAAGGCUAAUCAAGUCGAAGCAUUUGAAGCUCAAGCACCAUACAAGAACGUUCUGGUCGAAUUGACAAGAAGGUCAGAUGACGUGGAAACUCAAGCCAUAAGACAACUUCAUGAUAAAGCCAGUCAUUUGGCAGACAAAAUCAAUGAUGUAACUUAUGAACUAGCUACCGAGCCUAAACCUGUUAUUGAGAGAAUAGAUGAAAGGUUUGAUGAAAAAGUUUAUGAGUUUUAUGAUAAAAUUGAAGAUAAAAAGGAUACAUUGCAAGAGAAAAAAGAUAUGAUCAAAGAAAGCUUGGUGGCUAAGAUUGAUGCCUUGAAAUCAAAAUUUGAUUUGAAACCAACCGAUGUGGAAUACAAAUUCGGUGAUAGUUUAACCAAAAGGAGUUUUGAUGAAGAAGAGGAAUCUCUAUUACCUUUCCAACCAGAAGGUGGAUUAAUCUUACCUUUAUCGUUGAUCAGGGUGGCUGAGAAAACAUUGGACAGUCCAAGACACAAGAGUUACGCUCAAGUUCUUGUUUCAGGAACUACGGGACAUUUAACAAAGAGGUUCUCUAUUUUCAGUAAGGAUAUUCAUGAUUGUGAAAAAAUCACUUGGUUUAAUGUAUUCCACCAUAGUAUAUUCGGCAAACCCAAGUUUUGUCUUGAUGAUUGA